AUGGCGGGAAAUGAACCUCAGGUGACCAUUGAGUCUGAUAUCUCCGGAACCCCAUUAAUAACAGAACGGGAGAAUGGUGGGUUGGAAGAAAAUGGCCAGGAACCGCUUCCAAUGCCAGACGAGUCCAGCCGACUCAGGGCGCUUGAUGCAGCUGUCCGAGACCAAAAUGAUCUAGAAAGAGACAUUGGUCGCCAGGCGGACAGGCUUCUCACCGAGCAGGCUAACGAGAGAGAUCAAAGGCGACUGGACCGCACAAAAAACGAAAAAGCAAAGGUUGAAGCACAUAUUCUUCGGCUCCACCAGCGUCUUUCCCAACCUAUUGGCACGACUGCUAGGGUUCGUAUCACCGCCGAACUUCAAAAUCUGGAAUCAAAAAUAUCCGCACUUGAGCUAGACCUCGAGCAGAUACAGCAGCGGAUUGAUGAAAGAUGGCAAGGAGUUGAAGGUGCCGCUGAGGCAUCGGAAACUGGAAGAUUGCCAAACGAAUCCAGACGAGAUUACCUCAUUCGGACAGGAAAGAUUACACCUUUCUCGAAAUUCGGAGACGACCGUCGAGGCCCAUCAACCGCCUUGCAGGAUGCUCUUGUUGAUGCGGAAGAAGAGAAGGACGAAGAGCUCGCCCUUGAAGAUCUCAAUAGCCAGAAGUUUACUUCUCAUAGACACCUUUUACGUCCAGGAUUUGAUUACGGCGAACCAAGUGAUACUGACAGCCAUGAUUCCACGGAAUCUCGCCCACAAAAGCGUCGACGACUCGUUAAUCGGGUACCCGCGGAUCGCAGUGAUUUUAGAAUCGAGAGAUCGGGGCCGCAGACUGCUAAACAGCCGGCGCCAGUAUCUGACGAUGAGUACGUUGAUCCAGGAGAAGCUGUGGUAGAAUCCAGCGAAGAAGAAGGGGAAGAGUCAUCAGAUAUGUCGACAACGAAACCUAAAUCGAAACGCAAAAGCCAUAAAAGUAGGUCAACGGGUAUGGUGGAUUUCCAAGGGGUUGAUGAUGGCAACGAACAAGUAUACCAGUCGAGACUGCAUGAUUGGGUUUCCCGAAGAUCUGAAGCUCGAAAUCGGGCUGGAAUUGGUCACGAAGGGACGGCUCAGACAACAGAUGAAGACAAUGCAGCACCCGAAGAAUGGUUUCUACCACACCCAAAGGUUGCCGAUACGAUGCUUGAUAAUGGGUAUCGAAUCCCAGGAGACAUCUACCCUUAUCUUUUUGACUAUCAGAAAACAGGGGUUCAGUGGCUCUGGGAACUACAUCAACAACGUGUCGGUGGGAUCAUCGGAGACGAAAUGGGCCUUGGAAAAACAAUCCAGGUCAUUGCCUUCCUUGCUGGGCUCCACUACAGCAAAAAGCUCACCGGUCCCGUAAUUGUUGUUUGCCCCCCAACCGUGAUGAAGCAAUGGGUAAACGAAUUUCACCGAUGGUGGCCUCCGCUCCGUGUUUCAAUAUUGCAUACUUCGGGUAGCGGUAUGGUAAAUAUCAAGAAAGAAAGCUAUGCAGAAGACAGAUUGAUGUCGGAAAUCUGGGAACCAGACCGGCCAACACGGUUGCCAGGGGGACAAAAGGGGGCAAGACGCAUAUUGAAGCGCGUUUUAGAAGACGGCCACGUCCUUAUUACGACUUAUGCAGGUUUGCAGACGUAUGCAUCGCUUUUAAUUCCUGUCGAUUGGAGCUGCGCGAUCCUUGACGAAGGACACAAGAUACGCAAUCCAGAUACAGCCAUAACAAUACAUUGUAAAGAAUUACGAACAGCUCACCGCCUUAUACUCUCUGGAACGCCAAUGCAAAACAAUUUGACCGAACUUUGGUCGUUGUUUGACUUUGUCUUUCCAAUGAGAUUGGGUACAUUGGUAAAUUUCCGAAAUCAGUUCGAGUUCCCCAUCCGGACCGGAGGAUAUGCCAAUGCCUCCAACUUGCAAGUACAAACUGCGGCGAAAUGCGCUGAGACUCUAAAGGAUGCAAUCAGCCCCUAUCUGCUCCAGCGGUUCAAAAUCGAUGUUGCAGCGGAUUUGCCGAAGAAAACAGAGCAAGUACUCUUUUGCAAACUGACAAGAGUUCAGCGAGCCGCUUAUGAAGCGUUUCUCGGAUCUAAUGAAAUGGCGUCGAUAAUGCGAGGACGGAGAGAUGUCUUGUAUGGGGUCGACAUCCUCCGCAAAAUUUGCAAUCAUCCUGAUCUCCCUGAACACAGAACUCUGUCCCAAAAAUCUGACUACAAUUAUGGAAGUGGAGUCAAAUCUGGCAAAAUGCAGGUUGUCAAAUCCUUGAUUGAAUUGUGGAAAGAAACCGGGCAUAAAACGCUUCUCUUUGCUCAGCAUCGGAUUAUGUUGGAUAUCCUGGAGAAAUUCAUGAAAUCGUUGCCUGGCUUCAACUAUCGACGAAUGGAUGGCAAUACUCCUAUCAAAAUCCGUCAGAGUAUUGUUGACGAGUUCAAUACUGACCCGGACAUCCAUGUCUUCUUGUUAACUACAAAGGUCGGAGGACUUGGAGUCAAUUUAACGGGUGCGGAUAGGGUCAUCAUUUAUGAUCCAGAUUGGAACCCUUCUACUGAUUUACAAGCGCGAGAACGGGCCUGGAGACUGGGUCAGAAGCGCGAAGUGACCAUAUACCGGCUGAUGACAGCCGGGACCAUUGAAGAGAAAAUAUAUCACCGGCAGAUCUUCAAACAGUUCCUGACGAAUAAAAUCUUAAAAGACCCUAAGCAGCGGCAAACCUUUCAGAUGAGCGACCUUCAUGAUUUGUUUACCCUGGGGAAUGAUGGCCCAACCGAAACCAGCAGGCUGUUUCAAGAUGCUGAUGUCACAUUCAAUGAGGGCAAUGAUAGCGCCAAAGCUGCUGAGAAGCCCCAGCCAGUACAAACAGAACAAGAAGAGGAUAAAAUCAGUAGAGUCGCCGGAGUAACAUCCCUCGAGAAAUAUGAGUCAGAAACCAGCACACCAGCCGGAACUGACGCUGCAACCAAAGCCGCACCCGCAUCGAGUUCGGAUUCACGCCUGAUGGAAACCAUAUUCGCCCGCUCUGGCGUUCACUCUGCAAUUGAGCACGAACAAAUUAUCGGCGGUAGAAAGCGCGGCGUCAAAGCUGACCCUAAAAUCAUCGAAGCAGAAGCCAAGCGCGUCGCUGCACAAGCCGCCGAAGAGCUCCUUAAGGCACAAAAAGUCGCUAGAACCGUACCGGUGGGCACACCUACCUGGACCGGUCAAUUUGGCACGGCGGGCCGGCCAGAGGAGAGAAAUGCCCCUCUAGGAACUGUGCCCGUCUACGCAGGCGGAAAUGGACCACGUAGAACGGUUGGUGGCCCAUCGUCAGCCAGCAUCAUUGCGAACUUGACCAACCGUGCUGUUGGACAUCAAUCGUCGUCGGGGAGAAAUAGCCCCGUUCGAUCGGGUGCUAACAGCCCCCGGGGUAAGGAUUUCAUGGCGAUGAUUCGAGACUAUAUUAUUGCACAGGGAGGUGCAGUAUAUACGCAAAUGUUAGUGGACCAUUUCAACAGAUUCUGCGAUUCGCCGAGGGCAACUGCCGAAUUCAAGGAAAUGCUGAGGACCAUUGCGGUGUUGGAGAAGACCGGGAGUCAAGCCAGGGGCAAAUGGGUGCUAAAACCCGAGUAUUCACAGAAAUAA
Molecule: messenger RNA, 3612 nt
Organism: Uncinocarpus reesii 1704
Lineage: Eukaryota; Fungi; Ascomycota; Eurotiomycetes; Onygenales; Onygenaceae
Exons: 3
Coding region: 1-3612 (1203 amino acids)
Biological process (GO): transcription-coupled nucleotide-excision repair
Cellular component (GO): nucleus
Molecular function (GO): ATP binding; ATP-dependent chromatin remodeler activity
Source: RefSeq, a predicted model, not a curated record